Molecule: messenger RNA, 962 nt
Organism: Dendroctonus ponderosae (mountain pine beetle)
Lineage: Eukaryota; Metazoa; Arthropoda; Insecta; Coleoptera; Curculionidae
Product: clumping factor A-like
Exons: 3
Coding region: 37-543 (168 amino acids)
Source: RefSeq, a predicted model, not a curated record
AUAUGGAAGUGCGAUUGGAAGAAUUGUAGUGCUGAAAUGAUUUUCGAUGUAAAUGGAAACUUAGUGCAAGAGUGUAGAACUCAUUCGACGAGUUGUUUGUUAAACUUAUGUCUUACGGACUUGGACGUUCCGUCUAGCAGUGACAGUGACAGUGACAGUAGCAGCGACAGUAGCAGUGACAGUAGCAGUGACAGUAGCAGUGAAAGUAGCAGUGACAGUGACAGCGAAAUGGACUGCACUGAGGACUCAUUUGAAAUGGCAUCUCAAGAUGAGCAAAUGGAUGUUGGCCCAAUAAAGGACGAUGUUAAACCGAUAAUGGACAAUGCUGAAGCGAUAAUGGACGAUGCUGAACAAAUUAUGAAUGUUGAACCUGAAGCGGACAUUAUGAUGGAUAAUAAAAGUCAAGUCCAGAAAAAAGCUUCUGCCAGAAAAGUAGAACCCUCUUUGCGUACUGAGCUGUUAAAGUGUCAACUGCAUAACUCCGUAAUAAGAAACGGUCCGGCAAUAAUAUUGCGAAAGCUGAUCACAAACGGGGAUUUGUGAACACGAUGUGUUUCUUUGCACAAGAGCUUGGCCAACGGGGAGCACCGGACCUACGAGAGUCAAGGCGCGCCACAGCACUAAUAAUUAACAUAUACUUCGAAGAUAAUUCAAGCUGAUUCAAGAAUAAUCUAUUAAAUGACAUGAAAGUGGUAGCUCAGCAGAACAUCACUAGUUUUACCUACGACCGCUACUGAACAACACACUACCCACCAUCUAAGUUCCAUUUUACGCAUUGUAAGCCAAGCGCCACAGUUCUGUUACCAUAUAUCACAAUAUAAACGUUGUAUCUUGUAUUAAAAAAUACUUACCCUACUGAAAAGUGAGUCUGAUGGUUUAAAAGCAAGAAGUCCGAAGUUAUUAUGGUCGUAGGUAAAAGUACUGUACACAAUUCGAGUUGUCAUAACAUUUUGAUUUAAAUA